Sorghum bicolor (sorghum) is the source of this 1016-nucleotide messenger RNA. RefSeq names its product late embryogenesis abundant protein B19.3. Bases 139 to 552 code for a protein of 137 amino acids. Lineage: Eukaryota; Viridiplantae; Streptophyta; Magnoliopsida; Poales; Poaceae. The transcript has 2 exons. Gene Ontology annotation, biological process: response to abscisic acid. The record is from RefSeq and is a predicted model, not a curated record. Gene Ontology annotation, cellular component: cytosol.
UAUCACACAAGCAGCCAGUACGUAGCUAGCUAAACAGCGACACCUAAAGAGCAGUUCCUCACACGUACGUCUAGCGACCAUCCACACCGAGCUCGUGAGCUUUCGUUCGUUCGUUAGUUUCUGAGGGCGGCGGCGAUAAUGGCGUCCGGUCAGGACAGCAGGGAGGAGCUGGAUCGCAUGGCCGAGGAGGGCCAGACCGUCGUCCCCGGCGGCACCGGCGGCAAGUCCCUCGAGGCACAGGAGCACCUCGCCGAAGGGCGCAGCCACGGCGGGAGCAAGGGCGGGCAGACCCGCAAGGAGCAGCUGGGCCACGAGGGCUACGUCGAGAUGGGGAAGAAGGGCGGGCAGACCCGGAGUGAGCAGCUGGGCCACGAGGGCUACCAGGAGAUGGGCAGCAAGGGCGGGCAGACUCGCAGGGAGCAGCUGGGCCACGAGGGCUACCAGGAGAUGGGGAAGAAGGGCGGGCUGAGCACCAAGGAGGAGUCCGGCGGCGAGCGCGCCGCCCGGGAGGGCAUCGAGAUCGACGAGUCCAAGUUCAGGACCAAGUCCUAGAUCUCUGAUGCCUGUGCGGCGUACCGCGUACGUGUCCCGUGCCCCGUAGCAUCUAGUAGCUGCAGGCAGGUAGUGUAGGCUAGUCGUAGCACAUGUGCCACUCCAGGUUUUGGCACGUGUGUGCACUGAAUAAUAAUGUAGGGCGUCAGUCGCCGCAGCACGCAUGUAGGCGGUCAUAUGGUGUGCGUAUGAUCAUGCGUGCUUUGCUAGCUUGUAGCUUCAGUUUGGUGCUGAUGAUAGUCAAUUGUCAGCGGUCGUCGUGACUUUGUGGUGUUGAGGCAUAUGCAGCUUUGUCGUCGUCGGGAGUUUCAGCAGCCUGUGUUCUGGCUCUACCCCAAACUGUAGUCCCUUAGUGUGUGGUGUGGUGGGGUCUAGCACCUGAUGCCUCAAGGUCGUCGAGUUUGCUUGUAUCCAUGCUUUGUUUCGGUAACGUAGUACGAGUAAUAGUUGGUUCGUAACACACA